Molecule: messenger RNA, 1047 nt
Organism: Aspergillus lentulus
Lineage: Eukaryota; Fungi; Ascomycota; Eurotiomycetes; Eurotiales; Aspergillaceae
Source: RefSeq, a predicted model, not a curated record
AUGCGGCCGUCAACAGUGACGAGUCUCCCUUUCCUGAUAUUUUCCUCCCUCUCGAUCUCUCCCGGAACAGCCAACCUGAAUGGCAAGAACCCUUCUCUCGAAAGCCAUGCACUAUCGCACUGCAUAGCAGCAGAUAACAGCUCUUCGGCGUCUGGGACGACAUUCUUCAUUUCGCCCUUGGUCAACAAUGGCUCUACCCAACUUUCCUGGACGCUGGGCAUCCACAUCCAGAACAGCUCGGACGACACAGGACGGAACAAACUCAUCCAGAUCGAGAGGGAUUUCUAUUUUGGCCUUGGCUCAGAUCCUGGCUCUAUUCAAAAUGCGUCCUUUCGCGCCUGCAGUAUCUUCUACCAUGGUGCCUCCGAGCCUCUCUACUCUGACGCCAACCCGGACGGUCGACGUACUCAGGAACUUUCCGACGAUUGCGUUCGAGAUCUGACGGCCCUAGUGAACAAUACUGCGCAAGAACUGAUGCCCCAGAAUGAUGGUGAUCUAUCGAAUGUGUCCUUUACCAAUCGGAAUACGUCCAGCACAAGCAGCAGUGGAAACUGCCAUUCGUCGUCCGGCGGCGACUAUAACCUCACUCUCGUGGACUCGAACAGUUUCGCCAACGCCAAUGGAUCGACUAAUCUGAAGAAUAUGGUUCUGGGUGCCACGCCGAUCAUCACGGUCUUCUAUCCAGAGUCGAACUUGUCUCGGCCUGAUAUCCAAUACAUGGCUCUGAAGCCAGAGGACACCAGUAACUUGAUCGGCCAGGUCAGCGGCUCGUUGGCCUCGGGUUUUACUGCACCCUCCAUCGGAGAAGAAGUACUCGGUGAAGGCCACCAAGAAGACAUCGCCUAUUCUCGGCAGCAAGAUCCUCCUUUGGAUGGGGAGCCGUUCGAGGCCCUCGCUGCCUCGAGUAGUGGCAAGUCCAAGUACUAUAUGCUGGCCGAUCAUAACGGUCCGUCGGAGCUGAACAAGCUGGUACCUCAGAAGGCAGAAUUCUCACUGGAAGACGACGGCGGUUUGCCCGCUAUUGCUUGGAAUCUUGGACGUGAUUGA